AUGGCAGCGCGCUUGGUGCGACACUGCUGCUGGCGGCACUUGGGUGCCAUCCUCUGUCCUGCCUCGACAGUCCCGGCGUCCCUGCUGGUGCCGGCUGGGAAGGUGGUGGUGGCAAGAGCUCUGCCUCAAGCACCUCUCACUUCAUUUCAUACUUCAAGCCCUUCCAGCUGGGCGGACGGAUUUUCAGUCAGAGAGCUGGCGGAGGACAGCAGGAGUCAAGAGUACAAAGUGAUUGGGGAACUGGUUGAAACAGCCACGAGCCCUCAGGAGCUCCUGCAGCUGACUGAGCUCCAUCCCCUUACCAGCAACCAGGCCUCCCUAGUAAUUACUCAACUUUCGCGGCUUGCAGUGGAAAAAAAAUUGGAAACAGAGAGUAUUGUGCAGGAUGAGCGAUUCCAGCAGCUCGUCAGCAUCAUGGAUUCUCAGAUUUCUCAGGUGUGGAAUAACACCUUGGUGAAUCUUCUGAAGAGCCUCUACUCCCUAGGGAUGGACAGAAACAGUAGAGAGAUGCAGUCAGUGGAGCAGGAGGUGCUGUGGCGGCUGCGGCGCUUCACCUUUAAGCAUCUUGCCUCCCUGGCGGAGUUCUUGGCGGUCAGGCAGGGGAAGGAGAGCCAGCUGUUGAACGAAAUCAUCAAGAAGCUGGAGCUGCGUUGGACAGAGCUUGAGGGCACCCGAACCGUGGUGAUGCUGAUGGGCAAGGUUGGGCACAUCUCCCCAGCUCUGAUGGACCGGCUGGAGGACAAGGCUCUGGAACUUGCUGAACAGUUCAACCCCGAUGACAUCCGGAAAAUAACACUGGCUCUAGCCUACCAGAACCGGCGCUGCGUGCCUCUGCUCCGAGCCAUGUCCUACCACCUGAUUCAGAAGCACUCUGACCUCAGCCUCAACGUCCUGAUGGACCUAAUUUUUGCCUAUGGAAAACUGAAUUUCCACCAGCCCCAGGUCUUCCAGAAGAUAGCCACUGACCUGCACCCCCACAUCCCUGCGAUGACGCCCAUCGAGGUGACACGCUGCAUCAGAUCCUUUGCCCUCCUCAAGUGGCUCAACCUGCCGCUGUUUGAGGCCAUUGCACAGUACACCCUGGACAACACCAAGCAGCUGUCACUCACCCAUCUGUGCAGUAUCAUCCUGUCUUUUGCUCGCCUGAACUUCCAGCCCAGCGGAAGUGAGGAUUUCUUCAACAUGGUCCAUGAGGUGCUCCAGGGCCAGCUGCACAGCCUGGAGCCUCACCUGCUGACAGACCUGGUGUGGUCUCUCUGUGUGCUGCAGCAGGCCAAGGCUCCCUACCUGCAGCAAGUGCUGGCGCCUGACUUCCACGCACAGAUCCGAGGUGAUCAGUCCCUCAAGGCCCAGAACUUACAGCUGAAGCUCAUUCAUAUCAAUGCUGCUGCCAAGCUGGAAAGCCCUGACUACCAAGGGCCGUUCCUGCCACCGGAGAUGUUGAGUGUGAAAGAGCCAGCGGGGCAGAAGGUCACCCUGCUGCAGAGCAGCCUGCAGGAGGCCUUGGUGGGGGUGCUGGGGAGCCGGGACAACGGGCGCUUUGAUGCACGCACCAUCUAUGGGUGGCAGAUCGAUGCUGAGAUGUUGGUGAACAGCGAAAAUAAACCUCUCCCUGUGAAGAACUUUGCUGCUCCCCAUCUGCUCUGCCCAGAAGGGACAAAGCCAUUGCCACCAGGUGCCAGGAGGAUUGCCUUCCUCCGGUGGGAGUUUCCCAACUUCAGCAACAGAAGCAAGGACCUGCUGGGCCGCUUUGUCAUGGCCCGGCGCCACAUCCAGGCAGCCGGCUUCCUCGUGGUGGACGUGCCCCACUACGAGUUCCUGGACCUGAAGCUGGAGCGGCAGCGGACAGCCUACCUCAAAGACAAGCUCAACAAGGCCAUGGCCAAGGAGAUGGCGAGCUAA
Messenger RNA from Nestor notabilis (Kea), 1902 nucleotides. It is a transcript of the gene FASTKD4, whose product is annotated as transforming growth factor beta regulator 4. Lineage: Eukaryota; Metazoa; Chordata; Aves; Psittaciformes; Psittacidae. Gene Ontology annotation, molecular function: RNA binding. Bases 1 to 1902 code for a protein of 633 amino acids. The transcript is spliced from 10 exons. Gene Ontology annotation, biological process: regulation of mitochondrial mRNA stability; mitochondrial RNA processing. The record is from RefSeq and is a predicted model, not a curated record. Gene Ontology annotation, cellular component: ribonucleoprotein granule; mitochondrial matrix.